This is a messenger RNA of Cannabis sativa, 1233 nucleotides long. RefSeq lists its product as uncharacterized. The record is from RefSeq and is a predicted model, not a curated record. Bases 115 to 1038 code for a protein of 307 amino acids. Lineage: Eukaryota; Viridiplantae; Streptophyta; Magnoliopsida; Rosales; Cannabaceae. The transcript is spliced from 9 exons.
ACAUAUUUAACAUUUUUGAUGUUAGUAUGAUAAAUACACCAAUAAUAACACUACUCUUCUUAUCUCUUCCUUUCCAACUACAACUUGAGCUAAAGAGAAAGAGAAGAGACAAAAAUGGAGGUUUCAAUGUGCAUGACAACUUCUUCAAACUCCAUAUCUCUAAAACCCAUUCACAAUCCUCUUCUGGGUCAUGCUUCUUCUUCUUCCUCAACACAAUUUUUGGCUCUAAGAAGAAAAGGGUCUUCUUCUUUUACUACCAAAGCACUUCUUUCAACUUCUAAAGAACUUGUUUUGAAAGAAUUUCAUAACUGCAAAGCUCUCAAGAUUAUCUCAGGUUUGCAGAAUUUUGAUAAGGAAAAUGUUGCUUCAGUUGUUUCUGCUGCAGAUAAGGGAGGAGCAACUCAUGUGGAUAUAGCUUGUGAUCCUGAGUUGGUUAAGCUUGCCAUUACAUUAACAUCUCUUCCUGUUUGUGUUUCUUCUGUAGAUCCAGCUGCAUUCCUGGCUGCGGUCGAGGCAGGAGCAACAAUGGUUGAGAUUGGAAACUAUGAUUCAUUCUAUGAGAAGGGUGUGAUAUUCACUCCCGAACAGAUACUGAAUCUAACAAAGGAGACUAAGAGGAGUCUUCCAUCCAUAACCUUAUCAGUCACUGUGCCUCACACGCUAAGUCUUCCCGAUCAGGUCAAGCUUGCGGAAAUGCUGGAGCAAGAAGGUGUUGACAUCAUUCAAACCGAAGGAGGGAAGUGCUCGAACCCUACAAAGUCUGGCAUUCUUGGUUUGAUUGAGAAGGCAACACCGACAUUAGCAGCUGCAUAUUCCAUCUCGCGGGCUGUCAAGAUUCCUGUCAUGUGUUCAUCUGGUCUAAGCGCGGUGACAGCACCAAUGGCCAUCACUGCUGGAGCUGCUGGUGUGGGUGUGGGAUCAGCCAUUAACAAACUCAAUGAUGUAGUUGCAAUGAUAGCAGAAGUAAGGAGCAUUUCGAAUUCAUUAUCAUCAUCUGGUUUUCGUACUGCAAAUGAAGAACAAACUCUGAAACUGUAACUCCAUGCCACUUUCUUGUUGUGUUAUUAGACAGAACUUAGAAUGACUCACAAGUUUAUGUAUGAGGUUACAAGAAGUACCAAAUUGGCAUGUAAAAUUUUUGUUGAAUUAAAUUUUUUUUUUCCAUACCAAAAGAUAUUGAUUUGUUGAAAUUGUUGCCAAAAUUCAACUUUCAAAUAUAAUCUCAUUUGGAAA